Molecule: messenger RNA, 1232 nt
Organism: Coffea arabica (coffee)
Lineage: Eukaryota; Viridiplantae; Streptophyta; Magnoliopsida; Gentianales; Rubiaceae
Biological process (GO): translational initiation
Cellular component (GO): nucleus
Molecular function (GO): RNA binding; translation initiation factor activity
Source: RefSeq, a predicted model, not a curated record
CCAACCCGCCCCGUUGCCAUCCUAGUCCCGAUUUUUUGCCCUUCUUUUUUCAACCAAGACCACCACCUUGCGCGCUGCUGCCGGUGUUAGACUGAUUUCCCCGAGGGCCGCUGCAACCCUUGAACUGUGGAAUUGAUGAAGGCUUGCUGAAAGACUGGCAUUUGAGGAAUUGCUUCUGCUUGCAUGUGGUUUUGGUCCUGUUGGUUUCAGCUUGAGAAAGUGAAGAGAAAGUAAUAGAGUGAAGAAAGGGCAUGGGAGGUGGACGGAAAAAUUUGAAGAGGGCUGUUGAGGAAGAGACCUUAACGCUUCAACAAGGGCAAAGCAUCAUGCAAGUUGUGGACCUGCGGGGCUCCAAUCUUAUUGAGGUAAUGGAUGCAAAAGGGGAGAGAUCGUUAGCUAUAUUUCCAGCAAAAUUUCAAAAGAGCAUGUGGAUAAAACGAGGGAACUUUGUGGUGGUUGACGAGACUGGAAGGGAGGAAGCAGCUGAAUUUGGUCGGAAAGUAGGUUGCGUUGUUAUACGGGUUCUCUUUUAUGAACAAGUACAAGUGCUCCAAAAAUCUCCUGAAUGGCCAGAAGUAUUUAAAGCAGCAACUUUAGGAAAUUCGAAGCAGGAUUUGCAGUCGCACACUUCAAAUAUGGAGGAGAAUGACAAUUCAAGUGAUGAUGAUGGACUUCCACCUUUAGAAGCCAAUACAAACAGAUUGAGACCUUUCCAAUCACAUUCAGAUACAGAGUCAGCUUCAGAUUCUGACUCCGAGCCCUGAUGCAUACUUUUUCCUAUUUAUUAUGCAUGGAUCUCAAGAGAUGACCAGGAAACUUCUUGUACGGAUAGAGGAAAGACGUACUUCUGUCCUGUGAUGCUGCUUCAUGGUUGAUGCUUCGCCAAGUUCGGAGCAAUGCGAAAUUUUACAAUGUCUGCUGUAUGUUUUAGGGCUUACAUUCCCACAUUUGAGAUUUUAAGAUGGCAGUACAUCAUCAUACAUUAUGGUUAAAAUUGGACUCAUUCUGUGGUGAACCAUCAUGGUAGGAUAAUCUUUGAGGUGUUACACACACUAUCAAGUGAGGAUUAUUUGCAGUUCAUGAUAGGCUACCGUGGGAUUCUAGCUAGUCAUCUGCUGCUGCUUGUACGUUUGUGCGUGAGAGUCAAAAGAAAAAAAAUGAAUGGUAUACAUGUAAACGGAGGAAAAAUGAGAUAAAAUACAAAGAAAUCUGAAGCGGUCCUUUCAUCCCAA